GGGAUCUUCGCCUCUAUAACAAUAGUUUCGCUCAAGAAAUUCCUCCACAAAUUGGGCAUUUGCAUAGGUUACAGUUACUAUCUUUAAUGAAUAACUCAUUUAGUGGCCCUAUUCCUGCCAGCAUAUCCAAUUGCUUCAACCUCACCUUUCUCACUGUCGGUCAAAACAAGCUGGUGGGUGAAAUUCCUUCCAAUCUUGGUUUCUUGUCUAAGCUUCAAACACUUAUUUUAGAGGAUAAUAAUUUGACAGGAGAAAUCCCUCCUUCCUUGGGGAACCUUUCAUCUCUUACAGUAUUUUCUCCGGCUGGUAACAACUUGGUGGGAAGCAUCCCUAGUUCUCUAGGUCAAUUAAAAAUGUUAACCUUUCUUUCGUUGGAAGAAAACAAGUUGUCUGGUACCAUCCCUCCUUCCAUUUACAACCUAUCUGCUAUUGUUACUUUUUCUGUAGCGCUAAACCAAAUUCAGGGGAGAAUUCCCUCACACUUGGGCACUGCGUUUCCUAACCUCAACGACUUUGACAUUGUUGAAAAUGAAUUUACUGGGGCCAUUCCUUUGUCGAUAUCCAAUGCAACAAGUCUAGUGUCGUUCGAGGUUGAUAUUAAUAAUCUUACAGGACAAGUGCCCAAUUUGCGAAAUCUUCAUAACCUCACAAAUUUCUCUGUACAUGGCAAUCAUCUCGGAAGGGGUAAACAAGGCGACUUGAGCUUUGUCUCAGAGUUGAUGAAUGCCACAAAGUUAAGACGGUUGAUUUUAGGCUCCAACAAUUUCGGAGGGACAUUGCCCACUUCAAUAUCCAAUCUCUCAACCAGUCUUGAACUGCUUUGGGUUUAUGAAAACCAACUACAUGGAAGCAUCCCAACUGGUUUAGGAAAUCUUGUAAAUUUGCAAUCACUCGCUUUGGCGGGAAACUCCUUCACAGGUAGCAUCCCCGCUGACAUUGGGAAGCUUUCAACGCUUGGGGAAUUGUAUCUUUCGAACAACCAAUUAUCAGGAAGCAUUCCAUCUUCUCUUGGAAAUUUAACCAUGUUAAUCAGUCUUGGCUUGCAGGCAAAUAAUCUUAGUGGCAGCAUCCCUUCGAGUCUAGGGAAAUGCUACGGGUUGUUGGAAUUGGAUCUUUCUCAGAAUAACCUUAAUGAUCGGCAAGUUGAGGAAUCUAGGUGAACUUGAAGUUUCUGAGAACAUGUUAUCGGGAGAGCUUCCUAAUAGCCUCGGUGAUUGUGAGAGUUUAGAAGUCCUACACUUGCAAGGAAAUUCCUUCAAGGGGCUCAUUCCAUCAUCUGUGAAGGACUUGAGAGGCCUUCGAGAUGUAGACCUUUCUCGAAACAAUUUGUCUGGACAUAUUCCACAGUUCUUUAAGGGCUUUGGAAACUUGGAGAAUCUGAA
Molecule: messenger RNA, 1382 nt
Organism: Rosa rugosa (rugosa rose)
Lineage: Eukaryota; Viridiplantae; Streptophyta; Magnoliopsida; Rosales; Rosaceae
Product: probable LRR receptor-like serine/threonine-protein kinase At3g47570
Exons: 2
Coding region: 87-1160 (357 amino acids)
Molecular function (GO): protein binding
Source: RefSeq, a predicted model, not a curated record